This is a messenger RNA of Fonticula alba, 180 nucleotides long. RefSeq lists its product as hypothetical. The transcript has 2 exons. The record is from RefSeq and is a predicted model, not a curated record. The coding region runs from base 1 to 180 and encodes 59 amino acids. Lineage: Eukaryota; Rotosphaerida; Fonticulaceae.
AUGUCUUCCCAAGACCACUUCCAUGGGAUCACCAACACCCAAAAGAUCAAGAAGAUGAACCGCAAGCAGCUUCGCAGCCUGAUCAAGGGCGACCUGAGCGUCGUCGGGAAGAAGGCCGCCGCUCGCGGCGAGGCCAUCGACCGGGAGAAGCGCAUCGCGGACAAGAAGAAGAGCAAGUGA